Molecule: messenger RNA, 1536 nt
Organism: Mytilinidion resinicola
Lineage: Eukaryota; Fungi; Ascomycota; Dothideomycetes; Mytilinidiales; Mytilinidiaceae
Exons: 2
Coding region: 50-1282 (410 amino acids)
Source: RefSeq, a predicted model, not a curated record
GGAGCCCACAGGUCCUCCCGAUACCAACCGUACCACAUCAUCUGCCACCAUGGCCACGCCAUCCGAGCCGGUCGCCCACGUCUGCGGGAAGUGCAAUAACAAGGCUACGGAGUAUUGCGGUCGCUGCACAAAGAUCUGGUACUGCGGUCGCGUUUGCCAGGCCGCUCACUGGCAGGCUCACAAGCAGACCUGUGGAACUGACAAGAUUCUUCAACAUGCGGCAGAGGUAUAUCAGAAAGCAUGGCUCGCCUACAGGGAGGCAACCUUUGACAUCGACGUCGUGAAAUUGGAGGAUCAAGGCAACCAGCUCCUCCUGCAUAUUCGAAAAGCUGGUUUUCGACAUGGUAUUGCAGGUUUCUUCUUCGAAUUCCCAGCCGCCUUAGUCCGUAACGAUGAGGACAAACAAGCUCUCCUCACAUCCAUGAUGUGCGAAGAUGCCUUGGCCUACCUUCACGAGUUCUUCGCUAGAAUGGUCAAAGGUUCAUACGAUAAAAUCGAGGAAGUCGACGUCAGAAUCAAGCCGUCAAGACGUACCACUGCGGACUGCGACUCCGACCGCACAUCCGAUGGCCAAACUUGUCCGCACCUUUUGCUACGCGCCACAUCGAAAGAUGGUAUCGUAUUUGCGAUUGAUCCUACAGGAGCACAGAACGGUCAGAUGAAGGCAUGGAUGCCAUGGCAAGACUUUGAAGAUCUCUACGUCGAGCGGAUUGUGGACAUUUUCCCAUUCGGCACCUUCCAGGACUUCAGCAACAUUGAGGCAGCGAAGGGCGAAGGAGCAGCGGGAUAUAUUUCCCGUGUCAAUUGGGAAGCCAUGAAGGCGUUCAGACAGGGUAUCAAGACCUGGGAGGCUGCUUCUGGAUUGACAUCUUCAAGAUUGGUUCGCAAGUGGGACGAGUCGUUCUGCUCGGAAGUCGUGAAGAUGCAAUUGAGCAUAAUUCGGGCUCUGAAAGCGCACAUUGCGACGAAAGACUAUGAAGAGGGAAACCGAGCUGCCUACGCUUGGGAUGCUGUCAAUCAGGGUCGUCGUAUGACUAUAGCUCGACGAAACGCUCUGUUCAACGAGGUGUCUCUUUUACCGAAGCCACAGUCACUUGAGAGGGACCAUACGUUGCACGACAGCGGCAUACAUGAAAUGAAGUUUCCUGGAUUCACACUGUUGGACAUGGGCGGAGGAGGAGCCAUCGAAAUGCUCAGUGAACACAUGAGGGAUGGUAUGACUUCGAAGGAAGUAUGGGACCUUUUCAUGAGAACCAGCGGACUAGGCAUCACGCCGCAAUGAUCACAUAAUCACCAGAUCAAACACAAGCUCCUAGUACGGACCAAGGUGUCUGAGGUAUAUACGAUCAGGAACUAGGAGCAUCUAACCAAGUGUUACUAUCCCUGAUAGGAAUCCAUUCUACCUCACAACUUACUAGAGUUUCCGCUGCUAGGAAGCUCUAUGACAAGCUUUCCGAAUUGACUUGCUUUCUUCAUGUCCUCAAAAAGUCCAUCAAUUUCUGCAAUGUCCAGUCCCUUCACAACCCUCGAUACUAC